AUGGUGAUUGCCGCAACAACUCGUCUCGGCUGGGGUGACAUCUCGAUCUUCUUGCAGUCGUACCUAACGCUCAUGGUUUAUGUCACAAGUUCGUUCAAUCGAUCAGAACGAUUGGUCGGCCGCAUCUCACUCACUAUCAACGAUCGAACCGUGGCACCCAUCCUCACCGCCACCACCGCCCUCCCUGGUCUUGGCAAAAAGUACUCCCAAAAGACAAAAACCUCUGCCCACCAGUUGUUGUGUGGAGUGAUUCACUACCACUGCGCCAUUGACGCUUUUUUCGUAUCGUUGAGUCUUCGUUGGAUGGAAGCACCAAGAGAGCUCGUGGACAUGGUUCUCGAAGAAGUCGUCCUCACGCCACUGAAGAUUACUGCUCCUCCACUCCACCCGCGCCCGGACCACAACGGCAUCUGCGCCGUUUACUUGACGAACUGGAGACAAGUCUUGAGCAUGCUUCAACUGAAUUCGAACACUCGCAAGAAUGGAUUGCAGAUCAUCCAGCAGCACGGCGCGCUGGAGAUCGUCCCAGUCCUGCCACACCUACUGAUCCGUAAUCGCUCGCUCCACAAUACCCCACACUGGCUCCUUCGCUACUUCGGAUACGUGUUCAUCGACGACUACUAUUCCUAUCGCAUUGGCGACCUUUACAUCCGCGGCCAGGCGAGGGUCUUCGUCAACACGCCCGGCCCACCGCGACUCAAAGCCAUUACACGUAUCGAGAUGAAUUCUCAGCUCGAUCCACGCUUAUACUCGAAAGAAACCCAGGCGAAGCUGAUGGAGGAUUCGACAUCGGAAUCGGCAAAGACCGCGAAAAGGAAUGAGGACAGAGGACUCAUGGCGUCCGUGGUCGACUUGUGUCGUAGUAGAGCUUGGUAUCGUAUCUUUCGGGAAUACGGCUAUUACCCGUUGGAGCGCACUCUUGGGUCGGCAGAUGAUGUUCGUCGUCUGAUCGUUUGGCAUUCAUUGUCGCAACGUCCCAUCAUGGCGGCCAUACCGACGCUGAGCACCCGCUGGCAAUCAGCACCGAAAGAACUCGUCGACAUGGUCAUUGCCGAGAUCGUCCUUACCCCACUCCAAGUCAUCGCCCUUCCCGGCCACCCAACACACAGCAAUCGCAAGAUUUGCGCCGCCCAUCCAGAGGAUUGGGAAACCCUCAAGAGCGUCCUCUGCCUCGACUUCGGCACGCGUCGCAGCGCGCUUCUUACCCUCAAGAAACACGGCGCGUUGCAAGACGUUCAGCUCAAGAGUGCGACCACGGCUUACCAUCAGUCGCUUCGUUCACCACACCAUGGUCUCCUGCGUCACUUCCGCUGGAUUUACAAGAACCAUGCUCUUCCGAUUCAGCUCGGUCUCUUCAAUGAGGUCAAGAGCGUGGCGUUGUUCGUCAAGGUCCCGGGCCCGCCACAACUCAACCACAUUGCACGCAUCGAAGUCGCGUCGGAGACCCAUCCGUGCUUUGAGGCCUCUCUCGCUGAGCAGGAGCUGAUUGAGAACCCACACUCGCAAGAUGCAGAAACUAGGUUGGAGAGGGAGGAUUCGCGCAUGGCUGAGAUUGCGCUGAAGCUCUGCCGAGCCGCCGCGUGGUCGUCGCUGUUCGAGACGGAAGAUGGUCGUCAUCUGUGUUAUCGUAUGGGAUCAUCGAAGGAUAUUCGAAGCUUGAUUGUCUGGGAAGAGUACAAGCAGCAGAGAGUUUGA
Molecule: messenger RNA, 1695 nt
Organism: Zymoseptoria tritici IPO323
Lineage: Eukaryota; Fungi; Ascomycota; Dothideomycetes; Mycosphaerellales; Mycosphaerellaceae
Exons: 6
Coding region: 1-1695 (564 amino acids)
Source: RefSeq, a predicted model, not a curated record